GACAUGUAAAAAUGAAGGGGAAACGAACAAUUUGAGCUAAGUUGAAAAGGGAUUAUCAAUGCUUAGAUAUCCUAUGAUCGAUCGGAUCGAAAAUAUAGGAUAUACAAAAAAAAAAUCACAAUUUUAAUACAAAAUAUCAUAUCACUAACGUUUUUGAAAUAACUUCGAUUACGGUUUGGAGGUGAGGGAUGUAUCACCCUUAUCUAAAUAUGAGUUGGAAAUAACCAAACUGCAACACUUCUAAUGUUUUAGGUAAACUAAUUGCUUUGAGCUCUCCACCCAACCCACCUGCAUUGUCAAAUGUUAACUACUCCCUCCACCCAUCUAUUUAAUCAUAUUAAGAGUCUCAGUUUCUACUUAUAUAUAACCCUCCUCCAAAAUCUACAAUCCCAAACCCACUAGGCAAAAGCACAGCAUUGAUAUAACCCACCUCCACUUUCUUUUCCAUGGCUCGACAUCGAAUUAUACAUCACCAUCAUCACAUCACCAUAGCAAUCACCAAGCAUCUCUCCCUGACCUUGCCCCAGGCAGCCAUGGCUGCCAUGACCUUGGCCCUGUGUGCAUUUGCCCUGUUCCUUUGUGCUUCACACGGUCGAAGAAGAAUAACAAGAUGGCGCAGACACUGGAGCUAUGGUUUCGUCCCCGACCCAGUCAUCCAGCUCGAGAACCACCAUGGCGCGAUGCUCGUGGACUCUGGAGUCGACGAUGGAGGCAGCAGCAUGUUUAGUAUGGAGCAGAGUGGGAUCAAUCCGGUGUGGAAGAAGAACAUCCUGAUGGGAGGGAAGUGUCAGCUCCCUGACUUUUCAGGUGUCAUCAUCUAUGACUCUGAUGGCAAUCACGUCGUUCCUCCUUCCAACAGAAAUCGCCCAAUGCUCACCUGGAAAUGAUUGCCAUCAAACUAUAUAUGCUCAACUGUAUCAUAACUUGGAAGUUGAAUUAAUUUUGGUUCAGAUCGAAAGUCCAGUAAUUUUGGUUCUUAAGAAGAGCUAUCAAUAACAUAUUCGAUUAUAAGAAAAUCGACAAAAAAGAAAAUAACUGUAUCAUCAACAUAAUCAAUUAAUUAAUAAUUACCAGCCAGGCUGCCAGAAAUGUAAAUAUAUGCCCAUAAUCACC
Linum trigynum is the source of this 1113-nucleotide messenger RNA. Lineage: Eukaryota; Viridiplantae; Streptophyta; Magnoliopsida; Malpighiales; Linaceae. The record is from the annotation of a GenBank genome assembly.